This is a messenger RNA of Jaculus jaculus (lesser Egyptian jerboa), 948 nucleotides long. RefSeq names its product olfactory receptor 3A2-like. The transcript has a single exon. Gene Ontology annotation, molecular function: G protein-coupled receptor activity; olfactory receptor activity. Gene Ontology annotation, biological process: G protein-coupled receptor signaling pathway. Gene Ontology annotation, cellular component: membrane. The record is from RefSeq and is a predicted model, not a curated record. NCBI's taxonomy places the organism in Eukaryota, Metazoa, Chordata, Mammalia, Rodentia, Dipodidae. Bases 1 to 948 code for a protein of 315 amino acids.
AUGGAGUCACAGCUUGGGGUCAAUGGAACAGCAGUUACUGAAUUCAUCCUACUGGGCUUGGUGGAGACACCAGGGCUACAGCAAGUGGUCUUUGUGCUCUUCUUCUUUGCCUACCUGCUGACAGUUGGGGGCAACCUCAGCAUCCUGGCAGCUGUCUCGGUGGAGCCCAAACUGCACACCCCCAUGUACUUCUUCCUGGGGAACCUGUCCCUGCUAGAUGUUGGGUGCAUCAGUGUCACUGUUCCCUCAAUGUUGGGCCGACUCUUGUCCCACAAGCGCACAGUUUCAUAUGCAGCCUGCCUCACUCAGCUCUUCUUCUUCCACCAGUUGGCUGGUGUGGACUGCUUCCUACUGACAGCCAUGGCAUAUGACAGAUUUCUGGCCAUUUGCCGGCCCCUCACCUACAGCACCUGUAUGAGCCAGACAGUCCAGAGGGUUUUGGUGGCUGUGUCCUGGGCUUGUGCCUUUAGCAAUGCACUGACCCAUACUGUGGCCGUCUCCACACUCAACUUCUGUGGCCCCAAUGUGAUCAACCACUUCUACUGCGACCUCCCCCAGCUCUUCCAGCUCUCCUGCUCCAGCACCCAGCUCAAUGAGCUGCUGCUCUUUGGACUGGGUGUCCUCAUGGCAGGUGCACCUGUGAUUCUCAUUGUCACAUCUUACGCACAUGUGGCAGCUGCUGUGUUGAGAAUCCGUUCAGCGGAGGGCAGGAAGAAGGCCUUCUCCACAUGUGGCUCCCACCUCACCGUGGUAGGCAUCUUCUAUGGGACAGGUGUCUUCAGCUACAUGAGGCUGGGCUCAGUGGAGGCUUCAGACAAGGACAAAGGUAUUGGCGUCUUGAAUACUGUCAUCAGCCCAAUGCUGAACCCACUCAUCUACAGCCUUAGGAACCCUGAUGUACAGGGCGCCCUGAAGAGGGUGCUCACAGGAAAGCGAGACACAGCAUGA